CACUACUACUUCAGCACUCCCAUCUUCUCAUUUCUACCCUUCCAUCCCCCCCCCCCCCCCCACCCCCCCCCCCCCCCCCCCACCAUGGACACCACCGGCAGCAUCCUCGAAUCAAUCGGAGUAGAAAUCAUCGGAGUAAUGUCACCGGUUUCCAUCUGCAUGUUCCUCGUCGUCCUUCUCAUCUCCUUCCUCUCUUCCACCACCAGCCCGACCACCUCCUCAAUCCGUACAGCCGCUAACCUCGUAUACCUCGAAACCCCAUCCGAUUCCACAACUCAAAAACUCGAAGGCGCUUUACUAAACGCCGCCGUUUUCAUCCUCUUAAUAACCCUCGUAACUUUCCUCUUAGUAAUCCUCUAUUACUACCGUUUCACUAAUUUCUUGAAGUAUUACAUUCGAUUUUCGGCUUUAAUGGUUCUUGGUUCAAUGGGGGGUUCGAUUUUACUAUCAAUUAUACAAAUUGGGAAUAUCCCGAUUGAUUGUGUUACGUUUACAGUGAUUUUAUUGAAUUUUACUGUGUUAGGGGUGUUAUCGGUUUUUUCAAAUGGGGUACCGAUUUUGGUUAAUCAGAUGUAUAUGGUGGCGUUGGGGAUCAUUGUGGCGGUUUGGUUUACUAAGUUGCCUGAAUGGACUACUUGGGUUUUGUUAGUUGCGCUUGCUUUGUAUGAUUUGGUUGCGGUUCUAGCGCCUGGUGGACCGUUGAAGAUGUUGGUUGAGUUGGCUUCUAGUAGGGACGACGAGUUGCCUGCGUUGGUGUACGAGGCUAGGCCGAAUGUGGGGUCGAGAGCGGGGAGUAGAGGACAGAGUUUAGGGGUUUUGUUAGCUGGGGUUUCGGAGGGAGAGGCGGUGGAGUUGAGUGUUAUGUCGAGUAGUGAAAAUGUGGGGAGCGAUGGGAGGGGGGUGAGUGAGACGAGGAGUGGAAAUGUGGGUCGGGAUGGGAGAGGGGCGAAUGAAACGAGGAGUGGAAAUGUAGGUCGGGAUGGGAGGGGGUUGAAUGAGACGAGGAGGGGAAAUGUUGGUCGCGAUGGGAGGGGGUUGAAUGAGACGAGGAGUGGAAAUGUGGGUAGGGAUGGGAGGGGGAUGAAUGAGACGAGGAGUGAAAAUGAGGAGAUUGAUGGUGUUAGAGAGGUUGAAAUUGAGGGGGAGACGUUACCGUUGAUGGGUGGUGGAGAUGGAAGAGAGAGGGCGAUGGCGAAUGAAGAGAUAAGGGAGAGUAAUGAGAGUGAUCGAGGUCGUGUUUUGGAGAGGAUAAUCGAGGGAGCGGAGGAAAGAGAGAGGGGAAUAAGGCUUGGUUUAGGAGACUUUGUUUUCUAUAGCGUGUUGGUUGGGAGAGCUGCAAUGUAUGAUAUGAUGACUGUUUACGCUUGUUAUCUCGCUAUUAUAUCUGGAUUAGCGUGCACACUUAUACUGUUAGCUGUUUGUCGACAUGCCUUGCCAGCACUCCCUAUAUCCAUUGCUUUGGGGGUUAUCUUUUACUUCUUGACAAGGUUGUUGAUGGAGCCAUUCGUUGUUGGGACUUCGACGAAUCUUUUGAUGUUUUGACCCCUGAUAUGUGGAGGAGGAAGAAAUUAGAAAGUACAGGAUAUAUUCAGUUCUAAGACAUACAUUUUGAUUUAGCAAAAACUUAAUUGCGUUCGGUACAUUCUUGUUUGAAGGUUCCGAAUAGGAAAGGGACAGCUCAGCUCAGCUAUACUUUGUUCUGUUCUAUCUGUAAAUUGCAAGUCUAUUGAGGUUUGUCCCUCUAUUGAUUCUCUAACUCAUUUUGUUUCACCUAAUAUUGUUAAGAAUGUUAAAAUUCAUCCCAUUUGUUGGUGGGGCGUGUAGUAUACUAUAUGAUUUGGUAAAUUUGAGUAACUAGCUAUGUAUCAACUAUUGCUAUAAGUAGUUUUAUUGCUAAUGAGUUGCAGUUCUACUCAUAACAAGCUAGUUACUGAUA
Capsicum annuum is the source of this 1936-nucleotide messenger RNA. RefSeq names its product presenilin-like protein At1g08700. The transcript has a single exon. Bases 85 to 1542 code for a protein of 485 amino acids. Gene Ontology annotation, biological process: protein processing. Gene Ontology annotation, cellular component: nucleus; membrane. The record is from RefSeq and is a predicted model, not a curated record. Gene Ontology annotation, molecular function: aspartic endopeptidase activity, intramembrane cleaving. Lineage: Eukaryota; Viridiplantae; Streptophyta; Magnoliopsida; Solanales; Solanaceae.